Prorocentrum cordatum is the source of this 1125-nucleotide messenger RNA. NCBI's taxonomy places the organism in Eukaryota, Dinophyceae, Prorocentrales, Prorocentraceae. The record is from the annotation of a GenBank genome assembly.
AUGGUCGUGGACGGCUCCCUUCUUGCGCUGCUACUUCGAGCAGCCCCAUCGAGCUUCACGAAGCUGGACAUUCUCACAUUCAAGCGCUGGACAAGAAACAGGCGCUCCAUCGCGCAACGUUUCGAGCAGAUCGUCACGGGCCAGUUCUACCCAGCGUGCAGGGGUUCCAUCCACAAGUCUCUGAAGCGCUCCCUCGGCACCCCGCAACGUGCGUCCCACGCUCUUGCCCCGUUCACUGCCGUGCCGCCGCUGCUGGGAAUGGAAGCCAAGCGCAAAUGUCCGCAGUCCGCCUACCUGCACGCGCUUCAGACCUCACUGUACAUCGACAACUUCGACAAGACCAUCCUCAAGCGCCUCAAGUCCUGGUUUCCGCUUAUCGGCAUGCUCCAACGUGCUCGCUCCUUUCAAGAAGCCGUUCAAGAUUCGCUCCCGCUUCCCACUACCGCUAAGCCUGCGCAGACGCCCGCCGCCGCGCAGCCCAUCGCAUACAUGAACGAGCGUGCUGAAGCAUGGGCAGCCCGCUGGACCCCGAGCGUCUUCCUUGACCCCAGCUACGACGACUACCGCGACUGGAUGGAAUGGUGCGUCCCGUACCUCACGAGAUGCCUUCGCCGCCCGCAAUCCGACAUCAUGUUCGACAUGAACAUCAGUCCCUGGAGCGAUGUCGACAACAACAUCCUCGUGCGCAUGGGCCUUCCCGGCGAGCAUAGCGACGACAACCGCAUCGACCACUCCAAAAUUCGCCGUCUCCUUUCCCGAGCCAAGCCGGCUGACUACGGCACCGCGGUCUCCUUCCACGAGGCCAGGGCGCCUGCCGACGGCAACAUCAACCUCUACAGCAUGAACAAGGAGCGGGAGGAGCGCGCGGCGCUGGAGAGCCGCGAGAAGCAGGCGGCGGCUCCGCCGCCCGCGCCGCCGGGCGGCGCCGCUGCGGGCGCGGAGGCGGUCGAGUGGGUGGAGAUCGCCGGCGGCGACGGUGGCGCCCGCUCCUUUCGCCACGCUGCCAGCGGCGAGGUGUGUACUGGGCCACCGCCCUCUGGCUGGGUGGAGCUGCUGGCGGACGGAGGUGCGCGCUACUACUGGCACGUGGGCACGCAGACCACGCAGUGGGAGCGUCCACGGUGA